Molecule: messenger RNA, 1089 nt
Organism: Brassica napus (rape)
Lineage: Eukaryota; Viridiplantae; Streptophyta; Magnoliopsida; Brassicales; Brassicaceae
Product: deSI-like protein At4g17486
Exons: 5
Coding region: 198-878 (226 amino acids)
Biological process (GO): protein deubiquitination
Molecular function (GO): deubiquitinase activity
Source: RefSeq, a predicted model, not a curated record
CUUGAAAGAAAAAGAAGCUUUUGUGUAUUAUUAUUACUAGUUUCCUCGAUCAAAGUCAUCAUUUUCGCAGUCCUUGUCUCUUCGGAAUCCUCCGACUCUCACGUUCAAAGGUUAAGAUUAAAAAAACAAAAAAAAAAAAGAUGAUGAAGUCGAUCGUGACCUUGAAUUUGAGAUAACUGCAGGUUGGUGUGUGAGAAAUGUGGGUGCCUACUUUGAGCUCAAGCUCAUGCUCAAGUGAUGAGAGGGAAGAUAACACUGGAGAGGAAGAGGCCAGGCUCACGCCGGUUUAUCUCAAUGUCUAUGAUCUAACGCCUGUCAAUAAUUAUCUCUAUUGGUUUGGUAUCGGCAUUUUCCAUUCCGGAAUUGAGUCUCAUGGUUUGGAGUAUUGCUAUGGAGCUCACGAGUACCCAACGAGUGGGGUAUACGAGGUUGAACCUAAGAACUGCCCAGGUUUCAUCUUUAGACGCUCCCUUUUGCUCGGAACUACAACCAUGUCCCCUUCUGAUUUCCGCUCUUACAUGGAGAAGCUUUCCAGAAAAUACCAUGGUGACACUUACCACUUGAUUGCCAAGAACUGUAACCAUUUCACCGAGGAAGUUUGCUUCCAGCUCACUGGAAAGCCUGUUCCAGGUUGGAUCAAUCGCCUCGCCCGAGUCGGUUCGUUCUGUAAUUGUCUUCUACCAGAAAGCAUUCAGCUUACAGCUGUUAGUGCUCCUUCCGAACGCCUUGAAUUCUCUGAUGAGGAUGAAUCAAACUCGGAGGCGUCUUCUGUGUCAGAUGAAGAAGGACCGGAGCAUCGUCUUAUAAAUGUAGCGGACAGAGAGGUUGUGUAUCUACAAAACAAACCAGUGCGACUUACCAGAGAGGAGAUCCAUUGAGAAAACUUCCUUCCUGAACCCAAGCCAACCAAUCAUUGCAGAGCAGCGUUACACAACCAUGGAAAACCAAAAGGAGUCAAGUGAUAUUUGGUCUUUUUGGCUCAUUUAAUAUUCUUCUCAAUCUCAGGAAUGUGAAAAGAAAAACUUAAUUCAAGAUUUUGUUAAAAUUGGAACACCCUUUUGCAUUAGAUUUCACCGCAUCUUUCAUAUA